Cicer arietinum (chickpea) is the source of this 2335-nucleotide messenger RNA. Its product is annotated as indole-3-pyruvate monooxygenase YUCCA6-like. Lineage: Eukaryota; Viridiplantae; Streptophyta; Magnoliopsida; Fabales; Fabaceae. Gene Ontology annotation, biological process: auxin biosynthetic process. Gene Ontology annotation, molecular function: NADP binding; flavin adenine dinucleotide binding; N,N-dimethylaniline monooxygenase activity. The record is from RefSeq and is a predicted model, not a curated record.
AACAUAUCACAAUCCUUCUCAGUCCCUCUCUAUGAUCAAUGCUGAUUUAGCCUCUUAGUUGAUACUCACCCUUCCCUUUAAUAACCUUCCUUCCUUGAAAACAACACACACACACAUAACACAAACUCACACAAGAAAAUUUUCAUUCUUUCACAAUUCAACCAAUCUUUUAUUAGCUAAGAGAACCAAAAUUUUCCACCAAUACACAAAAAACACUUCAUUAAAAAACAGAGCUUUUUUCUUCUUUUUGUCUCAAAAUCCAACUAACAAUUCUCAAAGAAAAAAAAACCAACCAACCAACCAAAAUUUUGUCCUUAUCCAAUUCAUUCUUUAACCUCUCCAUUUUUAUUUUUGUUCAAUAGAAAUAUUUUCAAGAUGGACUAUUACUACCUAAGAGAACUAGAAGGAAAAAAAGCACAUGACCCUUUAUUCAUAGAAACAAUGAACAACAAAAAGACUUCAACUUUAAGUGAUCAUAGAUGUUUAUGGAUUCCAGGUCCCUUAAUCAUAGGAGCAGGACCUUCAGGUUUAGCAGUUUCAGCAUAUCUAAAACAAAAGGGUGUUCCAAGUUUAAUACUUGAAAGAUCAAAUUGCAUAGCUUCACUAUGGAAGCUAAAAACAUAUGAUAGACUUCGUCUUCAUUUACCAAAACAAGUUUGUGAGCUUCCAUUGAUGAGUUUCCCUAUUGGUUUUCCAACAUAUCCAACAAAACAACAAUUCAUAGAAUAUUUGGAAAAUUACUCGAAAAAUUUCGAUAUUAGGCCUUGGUUCAAUGAAGAAGUGAAAAAUGCUGAAUUCGAUGAAAAAGUUGGUUUUUGGAGAGUUCGGAGUGUAGGGAAAGGAGGGAUGGUUAGUGAGUUUGUUUGCCGAUGGUUGAUCGUGGCGACCGGAGAGAAUGCGGAGGCGGUCGUGCCGGAGAUUGAAGGAGUUGGAGAAUUUGGUGGUAUUAUUAAGCAUAGUAGUUUUUAUAAAAGUGGUGAAGAGUUUAGAGAUAAGAAAGUUUUGGUUGUUGGAUGUGGAAAUUCAGGUAUGGAAGUGUGUUUGGAUCUUUGUAACCAUGAUGUUGCUACUUCUAUUGUUGUUAGAGAUUCAGUACACAUCCUACCAAGAGAUGUGCUGGGAAAAUCAACUUUUGGGUUGUCCAUGUGGUUGCUCAAGUGGUUGCCGGUGUACCUUGUGGAUCACAUCCUUCUUAUUGUGUCGUGGCUAAUGCUCGGCGACACGGCGCGGUUUGGGUUGGAUCGGCCUCGAUUGGGACCCCUUCAACUCAAAAAUAUGUCCGGAAAGACACCGGUGUUAGAUGUGGGUGCCCUUGCCAAAAUAAAAAAUGGAGAAAUAAAGGUACGUCCAGGCAUCAAGAGGUUAAAACGCAAAACAGUGGAAUUUGUAAAUGGAAGGACAGAGAAUUUUGAUGCCAUCAUAUUGGCAACUGGUUACAAAAGUAAUGUUCCCUAUUGGCUAAAGGAUAAGGAUAUGUUCUGUAAGGAAGAUGGAUACCCUACGAAGCCAUUUCCUAAUGGAUGGAAAGGUGAAAAUGGCCUCUAUGCUGUUGGUUUCACCAAACGUGGACUUCUUGGUGCAUCCAUUGAUGCCAAAAGAAUUGCUGAAGAUAUUGAACGGUGUUGGAUAGUUGAGGCAAAGCAUACUACUCCUUUUGCUCUCUUAUUGCCACAAUAUACUUCAUGAUUAUUCCUUUACUUAGGUCAAAUUAAUUACAUGUUAUAUUCAAGUUAACUAUAUUUACAUCAACAAUUUGGAUUCUUUGCACUCAUCAAAUUUUGAAUUCACUUGUUUGAUCGAGAUCAGACGGUUUAAAAAAUAUAAUUUUUAUUUUUAUUUUAUAAUUAAAAAUAUUGAAAUUGAAUUUGGACUGUCUAAUCUCGAUCUAACGAUUAUCGAUGUUCUGACUGCGUAAAUGCAAGACGAUUUUCUAGUUGCGUGAAUGCAAAAGUACUUUAAGUGGUGAUGGAGGAAUUUUGUUGUGCCAUUACAUAUGUGCAUAAUGAUAUAUAUCAAGGGUGGUGCUCCUCCUAUUCAUAAAAAGGAAAAAUUAAAGUUGGCAACAAAAAAUGGUGAGAAUUUCUUUCCUAUGGUGUGGUGCCCUUAAUUCAUGGAUUCAGUUAUGAGUUUGACUUUGAGAAUGUGAUAUUGAAAUUGAUAAGAAUGAUGGGUUUUGUUUUAUUAAUUUUCUUGAGGUUCUUUUGGCGUAGGGAACGUAUCAAUAUAUAGUGCAAUUUUUUGCUAUGUAAAUUUGGAGAUAGUUUGUUGUAAUUGUGGUUAAACCUAUAUUCCUAUGAAUUUUUAUUUAAUGGUAUAGAGUACAAUAUUUUGAAUU